AUGGCGAGGAUCACGAUAAGUUUUCUGGCCCGUCUCCUGCUCGCGGCCCCAGCCGCGGUUACAGCUAUAAAUGUGGCAAUUUUGAAUCCAGAUUCCGUCAGAAGGGCGGCGGCUCUUGUCGCCGAGGAUCUCCUGAGCUUCUACAACGGAACCGCGGCGGGCGAGACCCCUGGAAUCUUGCCCUACAGCGAAUACUUUUGGUGGACGGGUGGCAUCAUGUGGAACACGCUGCUGGACUACCGCGCCCGUACCGGCGAUGUGAAGUACGACGACCUCAUUUCACAGGGCUUGCUCUUCCAGAGGGGACCGAACGACGACUACUUGCCUCUCAACUUCUCCGCCCAGAUAGGCAACGAUGACCAGGCGUUCUGGGCGCUCGCCGCGCUCGAAGCCGAGGAGAUCGGGUUCCGCGAUCCGCCGGCCAGCGAGGCACAGUGGCUAACGAUGGCCAAGAACGUCUUCGAGUCGCAGUCGAGCACCGACCGACGAGCGGGUGGCAAUUGCGAGAACGGCCUGCGAUGGCAGAUUCUCCCGUCCAACGCUGGCUACAAUUACAUUAAUGCUGCUUCGAACGUCGCCUACUUCAACCUCGGUGCCCGGCUAGCGCGCCUAACCGGCAACGAGACGUACCUGCGAGAGGCCGAAGACACUUACGAUCUGCUCGUCAAACUUGGCUUAGUCACCGAGGACUUCGACGUCUACGAUGGCGUCAAUACGCCCUCGUGCGAUAGAGUCAACGAGGCACGAUUCUCAUACAACGCCGGCCUACUCCUACAGGGUGUCGCCGCUCUCUACAAUGAAACGCGCGAGGAGGUCUGGCGCGAGCGCGUCGACGGGCUCACCACCAGGAUACUAGAGGUCUUUUUCAAAGACGGCGUGCUCUCGGAGGCCGCGUGCGAGCCGACGCUGUGCACGGUCGACAUGAGCUUCCUGAAGGGGAUCACGCACCGGGCGCUGGCGGCGACGGCGGAACUCGCGCCGCACACGGCCGUCCGGAUCCGGUCGGCGCUGCGGACGAGCGCGAAGGCGGCCGCGGUGCAGUGCACGGGCGGCGACAACAACCGCAUGUGCGGCCUCUACUGGCUCGACAGCACGUGGGACAACACCGUCGGCGCCGGCAACGAGGCCAGCGUGCUCAGCGCGCUCGUCAGCGUCCUCACCAGAACAGCCCCCGUCGUCCCCGAACUCCCGAACAACGGUACCUCGGGCAACGAGACUGCUACGGAUGGAGACAACACCCCCCUGUCCGCCGGCACCGUGGCAUGGGCCGGCACGAGCGUUAGUCUGGCUGCGGGAGCGCUGCUGCUCGUGGGCCUACUUCUGUAA
This is a messenger RNA of Durotheca rogersii, 1326 nucleotides long. RefSeq names its product glycoside hydrolase family 76 protein. Lineage: Eukaryota; Fungi; Ascomycota; Sordariomycetes; Xylariales; Xylariaceae. Gene Ontology annotation, molecular function: mannan endo-1,6-alpha-mannosidase activity. Bases 1 to 1326 code for a protein of 441 amino acids. Gene Ontology annotation, biological process: carbohydrate catabolic process; fungal-type cell wall biogenesis. The transcript is spliced from 4 exons. The record is from RefSeq and is a predicted model, not a curated record.